Messenger RNA from Myotis daubentonii (Daubenton's bat), 4187 nucleotides. RefSeq names its product tolloid like 2 (gene TLL2). Gene Ontology annotation, molecular function: metalloendopeptidase activity; zinc ion binding; calcium ion binding. Gene Ontology annotation, biological process: proteolysis. NCBI's taxonomy places the organism in Eukaryota, Metazoa, Chordata, Mammalia, Chiroptera, Vespertilionidae. The record is from RefSeq and is a predicted model, not a curated record.
GGAGGGGCUUCGCCUCGGGCGUCCGAGUGAUUGGCUGCCCGGGGCCCCUGGCGAGGGCUGUGUGGUCCAGCCCGGGCGGAGAGGGGCGGAGCGGCCACUGUUCCAACCACAGCCACCACCGCCACAGUCGCCCGCCGCCGCAGCCUCGGCCGCUGGGCAAGUCUCCGAGCGGCGGCUUCUUGGAUCCCCGACGAGGACUGGGGCGCCACGCUCUGUUCACUCCGCGCCGAGCCAUGCUGGCCACGCGCGCGUAACCACCGAGCCCGGCAGCCCCGACCCGACCCGGUACCGUUCCUCGCCUCAGCCCAGCUCUCCGCGCACGCGACUCCCUCGGUCUCUGCCGGUCCCUCGCGACCAUGCCCCGGGCGGCUGCUCUCGGGGCCCUUGGGCCGCUGCUGCUGCUGCUGCUGCUGCCGCUGCCCCGCGACGCCGAGGGCCUUGGGGGGCGCUCGGACGCAGCCUCGGACUACUCCGCGCUGGAGGGCGAGGAGGGCGCGGAGCAGCAGCUGGAACAUUACCACGACCCGUGCAAAGCCGCUGUCUUUUGGGGAGACAUUGCCCUAGAUGAAGAAGACCUGAAGUUAUUUCAGAUUGACAAGACCCAAGACUGGAUCAAACAGUCAGUUGAGAAAACGGGACAUCGAACAGGUGGACUUGAAGACCAGUCAUUCGAGAGCUGGCCGAAUGCUACAGCCGCGAAUGCCAGCAGUGAGGACACUAGAAAGGAUGGCGAGGAGAACGCCAUGUUUCCGCAGAGCCCUGGGACCUCGAGUGCCAGAGCUGAGACCUUCUCUUCCCGGGUCCGAAGAGCCACAACCUCAAGGACGGAGAGAAUAUGGCCCGGGGGGGUCAUCCCCUACGUCAUUGGAGGAAACUUCACAGGAAGCCAGAGGGCCAUUUUUAAGCAGGCUAUGAGACACUGGGAGAAGCACACCUGUGUGACCUUCGUAGAGAGGACGGACGAAGAGAGCUUUAUUGUGUUCAGUUACAGAACCUGUGGCUGUUGCUCCUAUGUUGGGCGCCGAGGAGGAGGCCCACAAGCCAUAUCCAUUGGGAAAAACUGUGACAAGUUUGGCAUUGUGGCGCACGAGCUGGGCCAUGUGGUUGGGUUCUGGCACGAACACACCCGGCCAGACAGAGACCAGCAUGUCACCAUCAUCAGAGAAAACAUCCAGCCAGGUCAGGAGUAUAAUUUCUUAAAAAUGGAAGCUGGGGAAGUGAGCUCUCUCGGAGAGACGUACGACUUUGACAGCAUCAUGCACUACGCCCGGAACACCUUCUCAAGAGGGGUUUUCUUAGACACCAUCCUCCCCCGCCGAGAUGACAGUGGCGUCAGGCCAACCAUUGGCCAGCGCGUGCGGCUCAGUCAGGGAGACAUCGCUCAAGCCAGGAAGCUGUACAAGUGCCCAGCAUGUGGGGAGACUCUGCAGGACACAACGGGGAACUUCUCUGCACCUGGCUUUCCAAACGGCUACCCUUCUUAUUCCCACUGCGUCUGGAGGAUAUCGGUCACUCCAGGGGAAAAGAUCGUCUUAAACUUCACGUCCAUGGAUUUGUUUAAAAGCCGCCUGUGCUGGUACGAUUACGUGGAGGUCCGGGAUGGUUAUUGGAGGAAAGCCCCCCUGUUGGGCAGGUUUUGCGGCGAUAAAGCCCCAGAGCCCCUCGUCUCCACGGACAGCCGGCUCUGGGUGGAGUUCCGGAGCAGCAGCAACAUCCUGGGCAAGGGUUUCUUCGCGGUGUAUGAAGCUACGUGUGGGGGAGACAUUAACAAGGACGCUGGUCAGAUUCAAUCUCCUAACUACCCGGAUGACUACAGACCUUCCAAGGAAUGUGUUUGGAGGAUUACGGUUUCAGAGGGAUUUCACGUGGGGCUUGCCUUCCAGGUGUUUGAGAUCGAAAGGCAUGACAGCUGUGCAUACGACUACCUGGAGAUCCGUGAUGGCCCCUCGGAGGAGAGCGCCCUGAUUGGCCACUUCUGUGGCUAUGAGAAGCCAGAGGACGUGAAAUCAAGCUCCAACCAGAUGUGGAUGAAGUUUGUGUCCGAUGGCUCUAUCAAUAAAGCGGGCUUUGCAGCCAAUUUUUUCAAGGAGGUGGACGAGUGUUCCUGGCCAGAUCGUGGCGGGUGUGAGCAGCGCUGCGUCAACACUCUGGGCAGCUACAAUUGUGCAUGUGACCCUGGCUACGAGCUGGCCGCCGAUAAGAAGGCAUGUGAAGUGGCCUGUGGCGGCUUCAUUACCAAGCUGAAUGGGACCAUCACCAGCCCUGGGUGGCCCAAGGACUAUCCUACCAACAAAAACUGUGUCUGGCAGGUGGUGGCCCCGGCUCAGUACCAGAUCUCCCUUCAGUUUGAAGUGUUUGAACUGGAAGGCAAUGACGUCUGUAAGUACGACUUCGUGGAGGUGCGCAGCGGCCUGUCCCCCGACGCCAGGCUGCACGGCAGGUUCUGCGGCUCCGAGACCCCCGAGGUCAUCACCUCGCAGAGCAACAACAUGCGCGUGGAGUUCAAGUCGGACAACACGGUCUCCAAACGCGGCUUCCGGGCCCACUUCUUCUCAGACAAGGAUGAGUGCGCCAAGGACAACGGCUGGUGCCAGCACGAGUGCAUCAACACGUUCGGGAGCUACCUGUGCCGGUGCAGGAACGGCUACCGGCUCCACGAGAACGGACACGACUGUAAAGAGGCGGGCUGUGCGCACAAGAUCAGCAGUGCAGAGGGGACCCUGGCGAGCCCCAACUGGCCUGACAAAUACCCCAGCCGGCGGGAGUGCUCCUGGAAUAUUUCUUCCACCGCGGGCCACAGGGUGAAACUCACGUUUAAUGAGUUUGAGAUCGAGCAGCACCAGGAAUGCGCCUAUGACCACCUGGAAGUGUAUGACGGACCCGACACCCAGGCCCCCAUCCUUGGCCGUUUCUGCGGCAGCAAGAAGCCAGACCCCGUGGUGGCUGCGGGCAGCAGCCUGUUCCUCAGGUUUUAUUCAGACGCCUCGGUGCAGAGGAAAGGCUUCCAGGCGGAGCACAGCACAGAGUGUGGGGGCAGGCUGAAGGCCGAAGUGCAGACCAAAGAGCUCUAUUCUCAUGCCCAGUUUGGGGACAACAACUACCCAAGUCAGGCCCGCUGUGACUGGGUGAUUGUGGCGGAGGACGGCUACGGCGUGGAGCUGAUAUUCCGGACCUUUGAGGUCGAGGAGGAGGCGGACUGUGGCUAUGACUACAUGGAGGCCUACGACGGCUAUGACAGCACGGCGCCCAGGCUCGGCCGCUUCUGUGGCUCUGGGCCGUUGGAAGAAAUCUACUCUGCAGGGGAUUCUCUGAUGAUUCGCUUCCACACGGACGACACCAUCAACAAGAAAGGCUUUCAGGCCCGGUACACCAGCACCAAGUUCCAGGACGCCCUGCACAUGAAGAAAUAAUGUCGAUGUUCUCGGAAGACAGUGACUGAGAAGGUUUUUUUUUUUAAUAAAAAUAGCACCUUGUGAAUCUGCCCUGAAAAACAAUGUACAGUAUUUUUCUCAAACAAAACCUCAGAAUCUAGCCUUGGGGGCGUGUAGUUGAUGAAGUUUGGCCGACGAGGAAGAGAUGUCCCUUUGGUUCCAGUUGCAGCAUGAUCAGUUACGGACUUUUAAAGAUGAAGGUUUGAAGCCACUAAUCACUCAAGCUAUGCCUGUCAUUACCCAUGCUCCUUGUCCCUUCUCCUCUGGGGCAAAAGGCCAGCCCCCGGGGUGGUCACUCCUCCAUUUCUGGGUGUGCUUCCGUAGGUGCCAGUAACCUGACCGUGUGCUGGAGACUCCGGCUGUCUUCUGUCUGCACUGGGCACUGAGGACGAGAGCUUGGCCGAGGCUGGUUUGUUACUCACAGCUUUGGGCAGAGACUCCUCCAGCGACAGGUUAACCGGGAAACCCAAGAAUAUGGACAUCGGGACGGAAACAGGCAUCACAGUGGGCAGCACACAGAGGGAGCUCGAGUAUUGAGAGUCAUUGUCACCAAGUUGGGAGACCUCAAGCCUCUCUUCUGUGUCAUCAGCUCUCCCUGCCCCCUGGGUUUCCCCCUCAUCCCUAAGUGCAUCAGGGGGCUAAGGCAUCUGCCGUGAAUCCCAGCAGUACGCUGGCGUGUGAGGGUCCCCCGUUUGCUGAGAAGAAAACAUCCUGGCUCGUUGCGAUGCCCCUUUGCUCACUGGCUUUGAGAAGACC